AUGACCUCACAAACUACCAAACCCGACGUCGAUGACAAGAAAAAAUCGGCGCCAAAGAAGAUCACCGCGAGUGGAAUUGCCGAAAAGGCAUUUGUAGCCGGAUCCAACGUCGUAGGAGCCAAAGAGAUGGCUGAGACUGGCUAUACUAAUGUCGUGAAGAUAGUGGGAGGCCAAGACAGUCCAAUAUUAAGCAACAUGAUCCAUCUGGCAGAUAAGCUGGUGGAUGUGGGCAAGAUUGUGCCAUUUAUUGCCCCUGCGUUUAUGAUUCUCAAGAUCAUUAUCGACAUUGAGCAAAAAGCCCGUGAGGUGGACGAGAAAUGCUCGGAUCUAAUGGAGCGUAUCAACUUCUUGGUCAGUCAUCUUGUUGUGCUAGAGCGAAUCCACAACGUCGAGGCCAUGAUGGACACUCUUACCACAGUUCUCCAAAAGGUUCAAGAUACGCUCAAGGAGGCUGCAGCUCUGAUCGAGGCCUAUCGGAAGCAGAGCAAACUCGCCCGGCGCCUCAGGAUGUCCAACAUGCAAACCUUUGAGCAAAUGGCCGGAAAAAUCACCACCUGCUCCUCAGACCUAAUGAUGAGUUUGCAGAUCCAACAAACCGGAGAUUUGUCCAUCCUGAAGAGAGUGGUACCAAGGGACAGAAUUGCCGAAAACUUCAUCAGAGAAAACGGUGGCCAGGAUAUGAUCAAUAAUGAUCCUGAGCUGGUCAAAAAGUUUGCGGAAAAGGUGAACUUGACCAUGUCGGACCAAGUCAUGGAGCAGAUGCAGUCCAACAUGCAGGAUAUGAUCACACGGAACCAAAGCCGGAUUGAAGCCAUUGUCCACGAAUCCUCCAGCAUCAAUGUCGCCGACAUGAUCAAGGCUAUCGCCACCCACCAGCGCGAAUUGGAGGCCGAGCUCAAGUUGACAUGCGUUCAGUGCGAAAAGGAAUACAAUGUCUCGACAAACGGCCCUGAGUCCUGUCAGUACCAUUCUGCGGUCGGGAACUACAACCGGUACCACUGUUGUCAAAAGACCUCUCCUUGCCAAAAGGGUUAUCAUCAGCCAGAGCACCACUCGAGAUACCCCUAUAGCAACUUCUUCCUCUGGUCCUAUGGAAUACUCGCUCCCAAGGAUACGGUUGCUUACUGGGUUCAGAUCAAGGAGAUUGACUUAGACAAAGACAAUGACACUACCGGUCAGGUCGUCAGAGUCGGACAGUUGAUCCGGUGGCGGAGCUGGGGAGAGCUGGUCACUACACCUUUGAUGCUCGUGAACGUUGGACACGUCAAAGAUGACAUGCCGCACUAUCUCGAGGUCUUCGACGUUGCUUCACUGGAGGAUACGAGGAAGAGGAUCCUGAGGACCGGCCAAACCUGCAUCUUCAGGAACGCACCCGAGACCGAGACGACCGCCUUUUCAAUGGGGGAAUGGGUUAUGGACGAAGAAACCCAACAAAUUGCCGGAAUCAAGUUGACAGUUAGAGUCGCAAGCAGCAAAACGUCAACAGUGUGCAUUAUACCACUCGACCCUCUCUUGCUCAAAAUGCCAGAUGACGCAUCCGUCAAGUAUCUCUCCCGGUGCAGCGGUGCAGGGUACAAACCCGAUCGGCCGUAUGAUUUUCCAAAGACGAUCCAGCUUGGUCCUGUCAUCCCCGCGAGCCGGCUUAGAGAACCCAGAUCAUUCAGGACCAGGAUUUCAUCGCCCAAUAUCCCUCUUCUCCUGACCCCUGCCUGGGAAAUGGUUGCGAAUAACGACGUCAAACUUGCCAACAAUCGGGAAGAUCGGUUUCGUGGGACUUGGAGAGCACUCAAUCGCUCGCCUCUCUCAAGCCAGAAGCAAAUCAUCCUUCUCUCCGCCAAGUUCGAGUACCGCCUUGUGGGUGAGCCAGUGUACAAGCCCGUCAAAUCCUUUGCACUUCGCAAUGGUGUGAACCUGCCUAUUACCAUCGCACCUUCACAAGCCAUUGACAUCCCUUGGGAGUUCCUAGUUGAUAAACCAGAGCAUUGUCAGGGUGACUCUCUCCUGGCGAUCAACUAUGCGCAUCUGACGAUCCACCAACCGCUCCGUCUCCGGGUCACAUUUACGGACAUCGAAGGCGAAGAAGUGUCGCUCAUCCAAGAGUAUGUCCAUGGUGUGAUGGGAGCCACUCUUCCGGCUCCGGAGGACCUGGGCUUCUUUUUUGUCGACAAGAUCUAUCAAUGUGAGCGGACUUCUGUCAAGAUCUCGGAGUCGCCUUAUCCAGAUCGAUAUUUAUUGGCAAUUACCGCUGGUCUCAUGCCGACAAACAAGAUCACUGAAGUUGACCUUCGCAGGAUCGUCGCAAAGGCUGAGAAGACCGGUAUCACCGAAGUCGAUAUGAAGCUGGGCGUCAGGAAUCUGGGCAUCGACUGGACCAUAUGGGCUUUGGUGGAUCUGUCCUGCAGACGUGUCUACGGAUUCAAGGUGCUUCUGUACCAUGGAUCCAUGACAAAGGAUAGAAUCUCAGCGUCGAUGGGAUAUGCACCUUGUCCAAUAUAUGGUGGUGACGAUCUAGAGUCUCGACCUAUUCAGUAUGCGGAGGAGUCCAAGAUCGUGCCCAAUGUUGCCCACUGGGACGAUGUUGUUGUUAUCGAGGACGACGACGUAGAUAACGAGGUGGUGAUCCCCAUCAGCGCGUCGUCGCCGCUACCUGUUGCGUCUGUGACGCCAAUCCCAGCACCAGUCUCAGUACCUGUCCCCGAACCCUUUUCGUUGGAGUCUCUUUUGCCUAAACCCGUCACUACAGAAACAGACGAUCCAGAGCCAGAAUCGCCCCAACCACCUCUUAUCGGGCGAGAUGGUUCCACCGACACUAUUCCUUCUGCGGCCCCGAGGAUGGUCACCUCAGCAGAGACACCAUUGGUGGUGAAAGUCAUUGACAAACGCACCACUGUCCGGACAGAGAGGGUAGAGAUCCCUCUCCUCUCACUUCUUCCACCUGUCAAGCUUCCACCGCCUCCCCCAAUGCCGACCUUCCAUUUAGACCCCGUGAUUUCCGCAACUCCCGCUAUUCUUUCCACUCCUGUUCAAGCUACUCCUGUUCAAGCUACUCCUGUUCAAGCUACUCUUACUCCUACUCCGUCCACCGCUUCUUCGCCUGCUCACUCUACUUCUUCAGUAAUUCCAGCUACUCCCGUUCCUACGCUCUCUAUGGAGAUGCUCUUGGCGAAGGUUACGGCCUUGGAAGCACGAUUAGAAGCCUCCGAGCGCCGCGACGCUCUCCUCACCAAGAUACUUGAGCUUGAAAAGAAACUGGAAGGGGCUACCGCCAUUGUGUCUCCUCGCGUAGACCCUGCAGCCGCUUCCACUCUGUCGACUGGUCCAUUUCAGUCUGAAAGAGUCUCCGCUCUCGAGACCCACAUAGUCUCCAUCGAUCAAAAACUGGACAGAUUAGCAGGCUCACUGGACAAGAUUGUAACCCUGUUGUCGAGUUGA
Linnemannia hyalina is the source of this 3432-nucleotide messenger RNA. Lineage: Eukaryota; Fungi; Mortierellomycota; Mortierellomycetes; Mortierellales; Mortierellaceae. The record is from the annotation of a GenBank genome assembly.